Oxyura jamaicensis (ruddy duck) is the source of this 5544-nucleotide messenger RNA. It is a transcript of the gene IGF2BP1, whose product is annotated as insulin like growth factor 2 mRNA binding protein 1. Bases 467 to 2197 code for a protein of 576 amino acids. The record is from RefSeq and is a predicted model, not a curated record. Gene Ontology annotation, molecular function: mRNA 3'-UTR binding. Lineage: Eukaryota; Metazoa; Chordata; Aves; Anseriformes; Anatidae. Gene Ontology annotation, cellular component: nucleus; cytosol; cytoplasm. The transcript has 15 exons. Gene Ontology annotation, biological process: nervous system development; regulation of gene expression.
CAAACAUUUUCACUCAUUUUCCAGGUCGGUUUUAUUUAGAGGCGGUGCCCGGCUGCCGAGAGGCGUCCGGUGACACUGUAGUGCCACUCCAUCGACUUGGGGGCCCCCAGAGCCGGCGCCACCGCCUCUCUGCCCUCCGCCACCGCCCGCCGGAGCCGCCCGCCCCGCCGCACCCUUCCCUAGGAUCCCCCCAACAGUCGCCGCACACCUCUCCAAAAGACAAAUUCAUCAAACCAACAAAUCAAACCAAACAAAAACAAAAGGGGGCUUAAAAAAAAAAAAAAAAAAAAAAAAAAAAAAAAAAAAAAGGAAUCACCAAGCCCCCGCCCCUGCUGUGGGGUGGCAGAGCGCGGCCGGAGUCCGACGGUGCGGACGCACGGUGGAGCCCCCCCGGCAGCCGCGCUCCGAGCCCCGGCACGCCGCCGCCCGCCUGCCGUCCCCCGCCGCCGCCCCGCCGGCAGCCACCAUGAACAAGCUGUACAUAGGGAACCUAAACGAGAACGUGACUCCGGCCGACUUGGAGAAAGUCUUCAACGACCACAAAAUUUCCUUCAGCGGGCAGUUUCUGGUCAAGUCCGGCUAUGCCUUUGUGGACUGCCCCGACGAGCAGUGGGCCAUGAAAGCUAUCGAAACUUUUUCGGGGAAAGUGGAGCUUCAUGGAAAACAGCUAGAGAUUGAACAUUCAGUACCUAAAAAGCAAAGGAGCCGGAAAAUUCAAAUCAGAAACAUCCCACCCCAGCUGCGAUGGGAGGUCCUAGAUGGUUUGCUAGCACAGUAUGGCACUGUAGAAAACUGUGAGCAAGUAAACACAGACAGCGAGACCGCCGUUGUUAACGUCACCUAUGCAAACCGGGAGCAGACCAGGCAAGCCAUCAUGAAGCUGAAUGGGCACCAGUUGGAGAAUCAUGCGCUGAAGGUCUCCUACAUCCCUGAUGAGCAGUCCAUGCAAGGGCCGGAAAAUGGGCGGCGGGGUGGGUUUGGGGCACGUGGUGCCCCCAGGCAGGGUUCCCCUGUCACUGCAGGGGCAUCUGUCAAACAGCAGCCAGUUGACAUUCCCCUCCGUCUCCUGGUACCCACACAGUAUGUGGGUGCUAUCAUCGGCAAGGAAGGGGCCACCAUCAGGAACAUCACCAAGCAGACACAGUCCAAGAUUGAUGUCCACCGAAAAGAGAAUGCAGGAGCUGCAGAAAAAGCCAUCAGCAUCCACUCCACCCCUGAGGGUUGCUCUGCUGCCUGCAAAAUGAUUUUGGAGAUCAUGCAGAAGGAGGCAAAGGACACCAAGACAGCUGAUGAAGUGCCUCUGAAAAUCUUGGCCCAUAACAACUUUGUGGGGCGCCUGAUUGGCAAAGAAGGGCGAAACUUGAAGAAAGUGGAGCAGGACACAGAGACAAAAAUCACCAUCUCAUCAUUGCAGGACCUGACUCUGUACAACCCUGAAAGGACGAUCACAGUGAAGGGCUGCAUCGAGAACUGCUGCAAAGCAGAGCAGGAGAUCAUGAAGAAAGUGAGGGAAGCCUACGAGAAUGAUGUAGCAGCCAUGAGUCUGCAAUCUCACCUCAUCCCUGGCCUUAACCUGGCUGCUGUGGGCCUCUUCCCUGCCUCCUCCAAUGCAGUACCUCCUCCUCCUAGCAGUGUCUCUGGAGCCGCGCCAUACAGCUCCUUCAUGCCUCCGGAGCAAGAGACCGUGCAUGUCUUCAUCCCUGCGCAGGCGGUUGGUGCGAUCAUUGGCAAGAAGGGCCAGCACAUCAAGCAGCUCUCCCGGUUUGCAAGUGCCUCUAUUAAGAUUGCACCCCCAGAGAUGCCGGAUUCCAAAGUGCGCAUGGUCAUCAUCACGGGCCCUCCAGAAGCUCAGUUCAAGGCACAAGGCAGGAUUUAUGGGAAGCUGAAGGAGGAAAACUUUUUUGGACCAAAGGAAGAAGUAAAGCUGGAGACACACAUCCGGGUCCCUGCCUCAUCUGCGGGGAGGGUCAUUGGCAAAGGAGGCAAAACUGUCAAUGAGCUGCAGAACCUGACGGCAGCGGAGGUGGUGGUACCACGGGAUCAGACACCCGAUGAGAACGAGCAAGUCAUUGUGAAGAUCAUCGGGCACUUCUAUGCCAGCCAGAUGGCACAGCGCAAGAUCAGAGACAUUCUGGCCCAGGUGAAGCAGCAACAUCAGAAGGGACAGAGUGGCCAGCUGCAAGCAAGGAGGAAAUAAGAGCAGCAAUGACACCAGUGUGAAAAGUGGAACAAGCCAAUGCUGGGCUUAAGAGUGGCUGGGAAUCAGUUACCAUAGACAAUUUUUUCAUUGACAGGUUGACGUUAAAAGGCAGUUUGAUUGGCUUCCAAGUUAGAGGGCUAGGUUAAGAAUCAUACCACGUAAUUUGAUCCAUUUUUAGCUCCCCAUGCCAGAACAGCUACUUAAAUGAACUGAGAGGUGCUGCAGUGCACUGGGAGAACCAGCUGUGCUGCUGAGGCUGGAGCACUGUGGGGUGCCAGGGAUGACAGUGCAGCAAACCUGCAACUGCCACAGCACUCAGCCACUCUUCUGGGUGCAACAUUUGCCUUCUCAUUUAAGUAGCUUUUGGAAGUACUACCCCAUCCAUCUUUGGCUCCCACCAGGGCUUCCCUGCAGUUGAAUCUCUCUGUCCCUCCCUCCUCCUCCUGCCUUGGCAGCAUAGCUGAUGGAUAUUUCUAGAGCGCUGUUAAACCUUUUGGAGCUUUUGAUUUUGAUUUUUUUUUUUUUUUUUAAGAAAUUAGCAAACUUACCAACUCCCAUUGGUAACAAGUUCCAUUGCAAGGUGGGAUAUAAAAAAAAAAAAAAAAAAAAGCCUUAGUGCCAAAUGGAUUUGGAUCCCUUAGGAGCUUUGAACCUAUUGAAUCUUAGGAACACCCAAGAGCAAGCUGGAGAAGUUCCCUCUCACCUGUGCUGUGUUGUACAGUGCCUUAGAAGCCAGGACAGCACCUCUAUUUUCCAGGAUGACUUUUUUGUUUCAUUUGUUUUAAUGUUUCUUUUCAUUUUAGGUUAGUUUACUUUAAAGAAGUUUCUUUUGAAGCCUUUGAAAUAAUGGCAGAAGUGGGAUGUACAGCUUUAGCAGUGACCAUUUUCUCAGUGAUCUUAGCUGUGUAGGUGCCAACCUGUUCCAGAGAUGAGGCAAACUGCAUGCAGAAGGGAAGAGGUGAAGGAAGUGCUUUGGUUUUCCCUCCUCCCUUCAAGCAACAGCAAUAAAACAACAAUAACAAAAGCAAAGAAAACCCUGCUUGGUAGGAAGUAUGAAUUAAUCUGCAUCUCUUUAAUAAUCAGAUUACCUGAACUAAAUGCAUGCAGAGCAGUUCUGGAGUUCAGGAGAAAAGCCAAUGGAAUUUGGGGGUGUAAAGGAGGACAGAUCUCUAAGGCUCUGUAUAUCUCGUAUUGAGAAAGAGCCUUGGCACUUGGCUCUUCAGUCCAGUUUUGCUGCUGAACCAGGGCAUGCUUUUGCCCCGACAUCUCUGGCAUUUCGUGCAAGGAGGGGCAGCAGCUCCUUUGCAAAGUCCUCUGCAGGUGGCUGGGGAUGUGAACUCAGCCUCGGUUUCCCCACCUGGAGCAAUCGAUUUGCGCCCUGAAAUCCUGCUGGUGUCUCCAGGGCUCAGCCACAGGUGGGUGUAUGGCAACACAACUUUUUUUUUUUUUUUUUUUUUUUUUUUUUUAAUAUCCAGGGGAAUAUUGUUAACAAACUUGGGAUGUGCUAGUUUGUUUUAACUCUCCUGGGGUUAUUUGUUGUUGCCCUCCACUCAAAUUUCUCUAGGUGGAGAAAAAUAUUCUAGAAAUGUAGCACAUUAAAAGAUUUUUUUCCUUAUUUAAAAACAAAACAACACAACCACCACCACCCUUCUUUCUGUGGUAAGAACUGUUCUCGUGAGACAAUACCAAAUAUAUACGUCAAAUGAAUGUAAGAUGGUUACUGAUUCCCAUCACUCUUAUGAGGAUUUUAUAUUUUAUAUAUAUUUUAAUGGUUUGUUUUUAAUACUGAGUAUUUGGAAGGGACAGUAACUGCUGUGAUUGCCUCUUCCAUGCAGGGUAAGGUCUUGUCUCUAUGUGGGGGGUGGGGCAGGGCUUGGUAUGCAUUCCUUGCUGUGGUAGAGGGGCCCUGGUCCUGUGCAGCCCCUGGCCAUGGCUCUGACUGGAGCAGGGGUACUGCAUGCCAGGUAAAGUCCCUGUGCCAUGUUUCUCUGUAAUCCAGCCCAAAUGUUGGCUGACGCUGGUUUUCCUGCAAAUUGGGGCGGGGGGUGAAAAAGCAAAAUUAUGUCUGGCUCUGGGGGAAGGUGGUGCAGCCUGGAGCCUGCAGUGUGCUGUGGAGAGAGGGGCAAAGCAGGUGCCCCAGGAGGCAGGAGGAGACCUGGCAGCAGCCUUGGGCGAGCUGAUUCAAGGCUUAAAAGGAGAGAAUUGGAAAUAAACUUCACACUGAUGCUCUUAGCAUUUCUUUCUUAAAUGGAGACCAGACCUCCCAUUUGAGCAGACGUUUUCCUGGGUGCAUCCUCCAAAGCGAGAACUGGCUUUGAAUUUGGAUUAUGCAGCAUCAGGAAGGCGGGUGGUUUAUUGAUAAGGGAACACAGCAGCAGUUACUGUCCUUUUAGACGUUGCAACAACAACAAGGUGUAGGGGAAAGCCAGAUAUUGCUGUGUGUUUGAGCAACAAGAAAAAAAAAAGGAGGGAAAAAAAGCUACCUCAAGGUAUGAAGUUACCUCAGCAAUUUUUUUUUUUGGGGGGGGGCUUGCUGAUAUUUUAUAUAAAAGCUGAUAGUCUUGAAUAUUUUAUUUUUUUAAUGAAAAGAGAAGUUAAGUUUCAUAAUUUCUUAUGAGCCAGGAGUUAUGUGCAGGUAGCCAAGUGUUAUGAGCUCUCUAUGGAGAACGACAGAAACUUCAGACAUAGUGGAAAAGAUGGCAGCAGCAUAUUAUUUUGGCCUUUUCAAGCCAGAAAUGAAUUUUACCAUGACUCAAGAGCUAUCAGAUGUCACGACUCUUUGAGAACUUGGACAAAUUGGAGCCCACCAACUUUUUCAGUUGGAAAGACUUUUUUUUUUUUUUAAAAAAAAAAAAAAAAAAAAAAGCCUUUGUCAGUCCAACUCCAUCAGGAAACCAAAUUGUUGAAGUGCUUGGAAUUGGAAAUCUACUACUCAAGGCAAUACGAGGAUAGACUUACCUUCAAGCACCAUUCUUAGGCAUCAAGCUGGCUAUGCCAAGUGGGGUACAUGGGGUUUGCUGAUAUUUAAACUGUGCCAGCUUGGGCAAUUUUACAAACAGUUGUAAGCCAUAUCUUUCAAAAUGCAAACAAAUUGGCUUCCUGUGUUGACACAGAGGAAGUCUCAAACCAUCUUCUCCACUAUACUAUGAUGCUGUUAAAUAUUUUACAGAGAUUUACCUCAGUUUUACUGAGGACAAACAAUCAAAAAAAAAAAAAAAAGAAAUGGGAGCCAACUUUUUUAUACAAACACAUACUAAGGAGAGAAAAAGUGAACAACCUUAAUGAAUGAUAGGUGUGAACCUCUCCCUGUCUGCUUGAGAAGGUUCAUGUGCUUUUUUUUUUUU